Caenorhabditis bovis is the source of this 435-nucleotide messenger RNA. NCBI's taxonomy places the organism in Eukaryota, Metazoa, Nematoda, Chromadorea, Rhabditida, Rhabditidae. The record is from the annotation of a GenBank genome assembly.
AUGGACGUGCUAUUAGUGCCAAUUCACCACAACGAUCAUUGGCUUUUGGCGGCGUUGAUGGUGUCAUCUGGAAGAUGCACGGUGUUUGAUUCAGCUAUGGGAAAGUGUGCACCAAAAACGAAGAAGAUGAUUUCGAUGAUGGUCAGGAAGAUUCUGGCUUUGAUUUGGUCCGAAAGCAUGAUGACAGUGCGCUGGGCGCCGAAGCGUCACCAAGACGAACAAGAAGACGGCUACAGCUGUGGCUUGUACCUUAUUGUCAAUGCCCGUCGAUUCUUGGAGCGGAGCACAACCAACUUGGUGUCGAAUAAUAAUGAUGAAGGUGUCAAGCUUCUCGCCGACCGAGUCGUGUUGAGGGCUCUCGUCGCCGAAUAUACAACUGGAGAAGAUCAGCGAGGAAUCGGCACGAUGUCCACCAGCACCAGAUAUUGGACGUGA